Messenger RNA from Apis cerana (Asiatic honeybee), 1498 nucleotides. RefSeq lists its product as uncharacterized. NCBI's taxonomy places the organism in Eukaryota, Metazoa, Arthropoda, Insecta, Hymenoptera, Apidae. Gene Ontology annotation, cellular component: membrane. The record is from RefSeq and is a predicted model, not a curated record. Gene Ontology annotation, biological process: vesicle-mediated transport.
CUAUAAACUUAUGGUUUGAACCGCCAUUUUGUAUUUAGCAAAGAUAGGAACACAUAUUCUUAUUUACCUGAUAUUCAGGAAUACUAGAUAUUUAUUUGAAAUGUUAGAAGAUUGCGUUUAAUAUAACAAGAAAACAUAUAUAUUAAUAUACAAAAUGACACAAGAUGAAUCAAUCAUAACAAAGAUACAGAAAGUAGAGGAUACAUUAAAUGAAUCUAUGUAUAAAUUAGAUAUGCUGACAAAAAAACUUAAAACAAAAUUAUUCACAAUGGAAACUCGUGAAGAGUUGGAAACACAAUUAGAAGAAAUUAAAGAGGUACUUAAAAAGAAUGAAGAAAAAUUAAAAAAAUUAAGAAAACAGAAUACAAAAUCAUUCAUGGUAGCAGCAAGCAUAAUUUUUGCAUGUUUUUUGCUCUAUGGAUUAUAUUUAAUGUUUUAUGGAACAAUAUAAGAUUUUUAUAUUAUAUUAUAUUUAUAUUUUUUAUAAUAUCUUUUAUUGAAAAAUAUUAUUUUCUGAAUUUUAUAUUAAUAUGAAAAAUUUUUUAUAUGUUGCUAUUUUGUAUCAUAUCAAUAUUGUUAACAUAUAACAUAUAUUUAAAACAUAUAUUUUCUUAUAGAUCAAAAAAAACAAUUUACUAUACAACAAUAUAUUAAUUUUUUUUUCACAAUUAUUAUAUGUUCAAAAUUUUUAAUUCAUAAUCAAAUAUGAGCAUAAGAUACCAACAUAAUUUUCCAAUAAGACUGAUUGCAUUAUGUUUUAUUUACAUUGCAUAAACAAAUUAAUUUCAUAAUAUAAAAUAUAAUUGUCUUACUAUAUAAGUAGUAAAAAAAAAAUUUUAAAUUAUUUAUCUUACAUUAUUUGUUUUUACAACAAAUUUACAGUAUUUAACUGAGAACAGUUAAGUUAUUGAAGCAUUGUAAAUAAUGUUAUAUUUUAAUUUAUGAACAUAUAAAAGGGUAAGUUAAAAUUUAUUAAUCAGUAAUCAAGUCAUAUUGUGGAGUUCCAGCACGACGACUUUGCAUGUAUUUAGCAUGUAUUUCAGUAUCAAGAUAAUUAGAUCUAAUAGCAGGAUUUUCUUUCAUGGCAGAUCUCCAUUCCAACUGUAAUUUUAAAUAAUAGAUUAGAAAUGUAUUAUUUAUAUAUUCUAAUAUAAUUUGUGUGGAAUAAGUAACUACACAUUUACUAAAUAUUUUACCAGUCUUUUAAAUCUAUCAUGAGGUAUAGUAAAUUGAUCUCCACGUAGCAUUUUAAUUGUAUUGGAUCUUUCCCACCAUGGCCAUAUCAUAAAGUCUAACAUGCCAGGAGAAUUACCAUGAAAGAAUGGUGUACCUCUUGAUGCAAGUUCUCUUUCAAAAAGUUCCAACUCUGAUAAAGCUUCAUCAAAUAUAUCUUGAUCUAUAGAUGUAUUAAUAAACAACUGAAAGAUAAAUAUUUAUAUUUUAAUUCUAAUAUGUUAUAUUUGUAUUUUAUAAAUAAAUUUUAUGUAUGAAAAACAAA